This is a messenger RNA of Osmerus eperlanus (European smelt), 2560 nucleotides long. It is a transcript of the gene shhb, whose product is annotated as sonic hedgehog signaling molecule b. The transcript is spliced from 3 exons. NCBI's taxonomy places the organism in Eukaryota, Metazoa, Chordata, Actinopteri, Osmeriformes, Osmeridae. The coding region runs from base 189 to 1427 and encodes 412 amino acids. Gene Ontology annotation, biological process: intein-mediated protein splicing; smoothened signaling pathway; oligodendrocyte differentiation. The record is from RefSeq and is a predicted model, not a curated record. Gene Ontology annotation, molecular function: patched binding; calcium ion binding.
ACGCAAGAGAAGUGUCGGAUACGGCACCUGCCUCAAUAGCGCUUGUAUAGACUUGACUUCACUUCGAAAGGAGUUAAGUUGAAAGAAAGGGAAAGAAGAUUAACAAGUAGUAACAGAGAAGACGAUAAACUAAGAGAAAGGAUAUACAAGAUAUCGAUAAAAAAGAAAGAAAAAAUCUAACGGACGAGAUGCUGAUAAUUUUAAGAAUAGCGCUCGUGGGAUUUGUCUGCCUGUUCCUUGCAUCCGCUGGGUCUGCCUGCGGUCCAGGCAGGGGGUAUGGGAAAAGGAGACAUCCGAAGAAGCUGAAGCCUCUGACAUACAAGCAGUUUAUUCCCAACGUGGCAGAGAAGACAUUAGGGGCCAGUGGCAAAUAUGAAGGAAAGAUAACUAGGAACUCCGAGAGAUUUAAGGACUUGACUCCAAACUAUAACCCUGACAUUAUUUUCAAAGAUGAGGAAAACACUAACGCUGACAGACUUAUGACACAGAGAUGCAAGGACAAAUUGAACUCUUUGGCUAUUUCAGUCAUGAAUCAGUGGCCAGGAGUACAGCUCCGCGUGACAGAGGCUUGGGAUGAGGAUGGACACCAUUCUGAAGAGUCCUUACAUUAUGAAGGGCGCGCGGUGGACAUCACCACGUCUGACCGGGACAGGAGCAAGUACGGGAUGUUGUGUAGGCUCGCAGUAGAGGCAGGGUUCGACUGGGUAUAUUAUGAGUCCAAAGCCCAUAUUCACUGUUCUGUGAAAGCAGAAAAUUCCGUGGCUGCCAAAUCAGGGGGCUGCUUCCCAGGAUUUGCUUCCGUUAUUCUCGAGGAUGGUCAGAGAAAGAUGGUGAAAGACUUGAAAGUUGGCGACAGAGUGUUGACAGCGGACGAUGAGGGAAAUAUUGUUUCUAGUGAAUUUCUCAUGUUUAUCGACCGGGAUCCAAAGACAAUAAGAGAAUUCUAUGUUUUCGAGACAGAGGAGCCUCGUAGUACACUAAGAUUAACACCUGCACACCUUGUUUUCGUCACCAACAACGGCACAGGCAGCGACACGACAGCUGUGUUUGCCAGUAACGUAACACCUGGGCAAAAGGUGCUCGUGGUGGACGACGCUCUGGAACACCUGAAGGCAGUAACCGUGCAACGGAUUUUCGUAGAGGAAUAUGAGGGGUCUUAUGCCCCAGUAACCUCGCAUGGAACCAUCAUAAUAGACCAAGUUUUGGUUUCAUGUUACGCGGUGAUAGAGGACCACAAAUGGGCGCACUGGGCCUUUGCACCGGUCCGGGUUGGUCACGAGUUCAUGUUCUUAACUGGCCUAUUGAAGGAGCGCGAGUACCCUCCUACCAGAGAUGGAAUACACUGGUACUCGGACAUUCUAUACCACAUGGGAACAUGGCUGCUGGACAGCAACAAUUUCCACCCUCUAGGAAUGUCGAAAAGUUGAAAAAUCAAGCCCUAGGCUAUAUAUUUUAAUUUCAAAGACACAAAUGUGUAUAAACUUUGGACCACUGGUCCCAGAAACUCAUAUUCAUAUCGUAUUUAUUCACGUACGUAGCUUAGGCUUCAUUCAUGAAAUUUUUGCCUACUAUGAACAGUUUGUGAAGAAUCAUUUUCUUAACCAAUUUAACCAACAGUUAGGAUGACUGUGCAGUGUUCAAAUGUGUUCUGAAAUCUCUUCAAAUGUUAUACGAUUGUUAUAUUUUCAUGGUUGAACAAAGUAGAUAUGGUCAAUAAAUUAUAUUUUUAUACACUGUAAACCGUAGGCAUACUUUAUCUGGUUAAGUAGUCUAACAUCCGACAGUUUCUAGACUAUUUCCAAACGUCAAAUGGGGCUGACUUGCGCUGACCACGCAUGUAAUUUAGGCUACACGAUCUAUAAACCUUUUAAAACGAUGCUAUCUAUUCUGAUAAUUCAAGUGUUAUGGACAAUGAAAUAAGUUUACAGGUGAUUGGUCCCUUCUUUACAGCCCCUCUAAUACAGGUUUGAACCUCAUGUAGGGUUCGUUUAUAGAUUGGAACGGGGUAUCCUGCCUUUAAACUUGGUGCAAGGGAGGCCUCUGGUGGCCAUAGACCAAAUAACAAAUAUUUCAUCGAAUUUUUGUCAAACGGCCCAAUUAUUACAAGAUGUGUAUGUAAGAUUUUGAUAUUCAUGCUGGCAGAUAGGAAAGCUAUACCUACGACUAGACACAACUAAAAUUGAAAUUCUGCUUUAAAAGGAGAUUCCACUCCAGAGUUGUAAAGGUACACGCUAGUCAUUUGACACAGAAUAGGCCUACUGCUGGCAGUUGGAGGCAACAGAUGUCUUGGCAACAUCUUAAUCCAUAAUUUACACAAAUCAAUAACUGCUUAUCCCUGACCCAUGCAAAUGAAUCAGAGUUUCAGAAUAAUUCUCAACCCCCAUCUUCUAUUAGACAGCAACGAAAGCCACCCAAGCAGAACCAAUAGCCUAAAAGAUCUACUGAACAUUUCUUUUUAGAUUUCUGUAUGCUGUUGUUACUCUGGGCUUCUCACAAAAAUCUAGAGCAAGGUAGUGUACUCAUUUGCAUUUGAAAACGGGAAAAUACUGUGUUUCAGAUG